Molecule: messenger RNA, 3013 nt
Organism: Zingiber officinale
Lineage: Eukaryota; Viridiplantae; Streptophyta; Magnoliopsida; Zingiberales; Zingiberaceae
Product: receptor kinase-like protein Xa21
Exons: 7
Coding region: 1-2979 (992 amino acids)
Biological process (GO): protein phosphorylation; defense response; hormone-mediated signaling pathway
Cellular component (GO): plasma membrane
Molecular function (GO): protein kinase activity; ATP binding; protein binding
Source: RefSeq, a predicted model, not a curated record
AUGCUGCCAUGUCGCCCUGAUGCAGAGUCAACUGGUGGAAAUAAAAGGCGGUUGCUCGCGCUGGUGCUGACGGAGUCACACCUGAAGCGCAGGAUUUUAGCUGCUGGUGGUUCAGUGGUUGAAUGCCCCCUAGAAAAGGAGCAACUGAUUACUGCCACAGGCUUGCACCAGUUGCACAUUCUGAUCUUCUUUUUGGCUGUGUUUCAUGUGGUAAAUAGUGCUCUUAUAAUGGUCCUUGGAAGAGCAAAGAUACACAAAUGGAAGGACCGGGAAAAGGAUACGACAUCGGCUGAGUAUGCCUUCACGACUGGUAUAUAUAUGUUCACUAUUCUUUGUUGUAUUGUUGUCGAUUGCUUGAACAAGCAUCCUACUACUAUUUGUUUCCAUCCCACUAAUGUUACGCAAAGACAACAUGCGAUUCGAGCUUACAGGAAUGCACUCUUUGUUUACAGAGAAAAUGGUUGGAGUUAUAUAUCUAAUCAUGUUCACUACAAUGUUGGAAGGUUUCUUCAAAUCUCCGGCAGCAAUAUCUCCGACACGAUCCCUACUCCUCUCUACAAUUUGACCUCUCUACGCUACUUCGCUGCGGCAGGGAACCAGUUGCACGGGAGACUUCCUGCUGACAUUGGAAGCAUGCUCAGCAAUCUCCAAAUUCUCUUCUUAGGCGGAAAUAAAUUCACCGGCCAAAUUCCAGCUUCCAUCACAAAUUGCUCCGGCCUACGCAUGUUUGCCGUCUCGGCCAAAUUCCACUUGCCUGCCAAAACUGGCAGAUUAACAUCGCUCACUCUGUUCAACAUGGGUGUGAACCAUUUUGAAGCUCAAACCGCUGAGGACUGGAAUUUUUUGUCCUCGUUGACAAAUUGUUCUGACUUGCAACAGGUCUACCUCGACCACAAUUACAAGCUGGGCGGGGUGCUGCCAUCUGCUGUCGCCAACUUAUCAGUGGGGCUCCAAGUGCUAAACGUGGGAGGGAAUGCGAUCUCCGGGAGCAUACCAUCGGGGAUAGGAAAUCUAGUUGGCCUAGAACGACUUGUGCUCUAUGAGAAUCAUUUCACUGGCAACAUUCCAGAAGGGAUUGGCCGUCUCCGGCGACUACAGUGGCUGACCUUGGAUGAGAACAACCUCUCUGGUAAAAUCCCCCCCUCCGUUGGCAAUCUCACGCAAUUGUAUUACCUCACUGCGCCUUACAAUACAUUGCGAGGCCCAAUUCCAGCAACAAUCGGACGCUUGCAGAGCCUGACAUACUUGGUGUUGUCCAACAAUUUCCUCCAUGGUGCCAUUCCAGAAGAAGUAGCCAACUUAACUGUUUUGUCUGACACCAUUGAUUUGCGAUUUAAUUUACUCACAGGAUCUUUGCCUUCUGAUUUGGGAAACUUAAAGAACGUGGAAAACUUCUUUGUGUCUGGAAAUAGAUUACGAGGACAGAUACCGAGCACACUUGGCGACUGUAAGGUGCUGGAGUACCUGGCGUUGGAUGCCAAUUUCUUCCAAGGCAGUAUACCUUCGGCUCUUGGCAACCUAGCAGGACUCAAAGGUCUAAACCUGACGAAGAACAACUUGACCGGUGAGAUUCCUCAAACAUUGAGCUCCAUAGAUGGUCUUCAAGAGUUGUAUCUUUCACACAACGAGUUGUCAGGUGCUAUCCCCGAGUCCUUACAGAAUUUGAGCUCUUUAUUUUCAAUCGAUCUCUCUUUCAAUCAUCUACAAGGUCCGGUGCCGACCGAGGGCGUCUUUAGCAACAUCACUCUCAUGUCAAUCGUUGGGAACGAUGGGCUCUGCGGUGGUUCACAAAGUCUCCACUUACCUGCAUGCCCCGCGCAACCUCAUGGAAGAAGACGCUCCAUAUCGGUUCCACUUGCGGUUGCGAUUCCCACUCUCUGUUUUUGUUUCCUCUCGGCCAUCGUCUCCGUUCUUGUUUAUUGUAGGAAGAAACAUAACAAAACCCAAUUUACAUCGUCGACUUCUCCCUUCGAUGGGCAGUACCCUAUGAUAUCAUAUGCAGAGUUGUUGAGGUCCACCGCCGGAUUUGAUGCCGCGAAUCUAAUUGGGCGAGGGAGAUUCGGCUCAGUGUACAAAGCUACUCUUGAGCAUGACAAUAGAACCGUGGCAGUCAAGGUAUUUGACCUUCAGCAAUCAGGCUCCUCCCGAAGUUUCUUAGCGGAAUGCGAGGCUUUAAGCCGCAUCCGCCAUCGGAACCUCGUCAAGAUCGUAACUUGUUGCUCUAGCAUCGACUCCGAUGGCGCCGACUUCAAAGCAUUAGUCUUCGACUUCAUGGCUAACAAGAGCUUAGAUAGGUGGUUGCACCCCCAGCUCGAAGACGACAGUAGAGAGCAUGAAGAAGUAAGCAAUUUGAGCCUGAUACAGAGGUUGAACAUUGCUAUCGACGUCACUGAAGCAUUGGAUUAUCUUCAUAAUAAUUGCGACCCACCCAUCGUCCACUGCGAUCUGAAGCCGAGCAACAUUCUUCUGGACGAGGACAUGGUGGCCCAUGUUGGGGACUUUGGGCUCGCUAAGCUCCUCCCAGAAGCGAUAAGCAGGUCAUUUGCCGACUCAACAAAUUCAAUUGGAUUGAAAGGAUCUAUUGGUUACGUUCCUCCAGAGUAUGCAGAAGGCAACCCUGUUUCCGUAAGUGGUGACGCCUACAGCUUCGGCGUACUUCUGUUGGAGCUACUCACCGGUAAGAGCCCAGUUGAUGAGAUAUUCGAGGAAGGGCUAACUCUGCGCAGGUUUGUGGAGAUGAGAGGAGCCAUGGAGAUUGUUGAUCCAGCUUUGCUCUUGCAUGACGAUGGAACGAUCGAUUGGUGGAACAGCGUCGAAGAGUGUUCGACUUCCCUUGCAAGGAUCGGUCUCGCGUGCACCGAGCAAGCGCCGCGAGAUCGAAUGGGCAUGGGAGAACUGUUGCACAGCUACGCGCCGUCUACAAUGUGUUUGUCAAAAAGAUCGAAACGACGGACAAUGAAAAUGGGAAAUAACACAUGAUGGUCCAAUCCUAAUAAAAACUUUUUAUUCGGUA